Molecule: messenger RNA, 2630 nt
Organism: Dichomitus squalens LYAD-421 SS1
Lineage: Eukaryota; Fungi; Basidiomycota; Agaricomycetes; Polyporales; Polyporaceae
Product: DEAD-domain-containing protein
Exons: 3
Coding region: 16-2523 (835 amino acids)
Biological process (GO): ribosome biogenesis
Cellular component (GO): nucleus
Molecular function (GO): ATP binding; RNA helicase activity; nucleic acid binding
Source: RefSeq, a predicted model, not a curated record
GCCUAGCCAUUCGCUAUGGACGAUGGCCUUAUCCUCAAUCUCGAUGUCGUACACGACGCUCCGUCGAAGGUAGCGCAGGGCAAAAAGGGGGGACGAUGGACAGACAGGCUGAAAGCUAAACGAGUAGCGAAACGUAAGACUCGACCUGAGGCUCCUGCACCAAGUAAGAGUGAUGCCACUGUCAGCGUUUCUGACGUGCGGCCUGCGAAACGGCCGCGAAAAGAACGCGAACGAGAGGAACACGACCAAGAACGUGCAGGACUAGCUGCAGCCCCUGCAGGUCGCCAUCCCACCCAGGUCAUCUCCUCUCUGUUCACGUCGAACCCGAAGAUUGAGAAACCUCAGCCGCAAUCUGCCUCAAACACACAUGCGAAGCCUAGUAAUGCCCCCCUUGAUUCCUCCACCUUCACCGGCUCCGGUCUGGAUCCCCUGAUAGUCGCUCACCUCUCGUCCAAAAUGAACAUCUCCAGGCCAACGUCCAUUCAGAGGGCGGUGCUACCUGCUAUACUGCCUACGUUGGAAGAUCCUGCCGCACGCGACGUCUUCAUACAGUCCCAGACCGGUUCCGGGAAGACGCUCUCCUUCCUUCUCCCUAUUAUCCAGGACCUCCUCCCCCUCAGCUCACAUUCCUACAUCGACCGCUCCAUCGGAACUCUCGCUAUCAUCAUCGCCCCCACCCGCGAACUGGCGAAGCAGAUCUCCGAUGUACUGGAAGCGUUACUCAAGCUCCGUCUACGAGCUCAAGACGAGUCCGCGGAGGAGUCCUCCGUCCCCCGCUUGACGCGAUGGCUCGUCUCCGGGCUGUUGACAGGUGGGGAGAACAGGACACACGAGAAGGCCCGACUCCGCAAAGGCGUGCCGAUCCUCGUCUCCACCCCAGGCCGCCUGCUCGACCACCUCCAGAACACGUCCUCGUUCAACGUCGGCAAGUGUCGCUGGCUGGUCCUGGACGAGGCGGACCGGCUCAUGGAGCUCGGAUUCGAGGAGACGAUCCAGGGCAUCCUCAAGGGCCUUGACGGCCGGCGGAAGCUCGCGGUGCAGGCGACGGAGGAGGGGAAGAGCAUGGAUGUAGGCGGGUGGGACUGGAGCAGGAGGCGGAGGACGAUCCUCUGUUCCGCGACGAUUCGGGAGGACGUGCAGAAGCUCGCGGGACAGACGCUCACGAACCCCAUGAUGAUCAGGGCCGUGCACGCGGACGACCCGCCCCUGGACCCGCAGGCGGACCCUUUGGCAGAAGCGUCGGCGCAGAAGUUCACGCCGCCGUCGCAGCUGUCGCAGAAGUACGUGGUCGUGCCGCUGAAGCUGCGCCUCGUGACGCUCGUCGCGCUCCUGCGGUCGCUGCUGGCGCAGUCGCAGAGCAGGAAGGGGACGAAGAUCAUCGUGUUCUUAAGCUGUACGGACUCGGUCGACUUUCACUGGCGGCUGCUCGGUGGGACUGCGAUGGACGAGGAUGAAGGCGCAUCUAGUUCGGCUUCUGAGGCCGAGGAGUCGGACGAAGAGGAGUCGGACAAGGACUUGGGUUCGGAGACAGAGGGCCCUAAGCCUCCGAAGCGGCAGAAGAAGACAGCGUCGGGCGAGAAGAUCGAGGUCAAGUCUGCUCUUCUCCCCGACACGUCUCUUUACCGGUUGCACGGGUCGCUGCCCCUUCAAACGCGUCUGGCAUCACUCAAAGGCUUCUCGGCGGUUCCAACGGCGAAGUCGCCGAACACCUCUGCGUCCUCCAUCCUCCUUUGUACGUCAGUCGCAUCGCGUGGUCUUGAUUUGCCCCUCGUCAGGGCAGUCAUCCAGUACGAUCUUCCGACCGAGUCAGGGGCUACGGAGUACGUCCAUCGAGUCGGGCGUACGGCCCGUGCCGGAAAGGGCGGCGAGGCGUGGAGCUUUGUCGCCCCGAGUGAGACGGAGUGGGUGAAGUGGGUGCAGGCGAGGAUGCAGGGUGAGGUGAAGGGAGCUGACAAGAAGGACGGGGAGGGGAGCAUGGCGCUGGAGGGCGUCUCGAUGGAGACCGUGCUGAGGAAGGGCUUUGGGGGAAAGGGGAGCGAAUAUGAGGAACGGGCGACGGAGGUGCAGCUGUCGUUUGAGCGGUGGGUCUUGCGGGACAAGCAGAAUGCCGAGGCUGCUCGUAGAGCGUUUCUGUCGCACAUGCGAGCGUACGCGACCCAUCCUUCGGAUGAGAAGCAUAUGUUCCACAUCCGACACCUACACCUCGGGCACCUUGCCAAAGCGUUUGCUCUGCGCGAGGCACCAACCGCGCUCGGGUCCAAUAAGGGCUCCAAGUCAAAAAGCAAGCCAAAGUCGGCUGCGAAGGGCGCGUCCUCUGACCGCAAGUCGAGGAAGCACAUUCGAAAUCCGGACGACAGCGAUAACGAGCAUAAUGUUGCAGAUGCUGAGAAGCGGAUGGAGAAGGUCGUGCGUGCGCAAGGUCGGCUCACAAAGAAGAGCGGCAAAAUUGUCAGCUCGGGGACGGACGAGUUCCAGCUUGCUGGAGGCUAUGACUUGGAGAAGAUUGUUGGUGUUCGGACGUGACAUACUAUCUCGUGUUGCUUGUAGUCAUCUCUCUGUUCAAUGCCUAGCAUGUCGCCGUUUUCGCCCUUGUGUUCGCCCACACAAGUUAUGCGCCCCUCUUUUGAUAU